AUGCAGAAGGAGUCCAGCCCACUAGUGCCCUUACAUUGGCUUGGCUUUGGCUACGCAGCACUGGUUGCCACUGGUGGGAUCAUUGGCUAUGCAAAAGCAGGUAGCGUCCCAUCCCUGGCUGCUGGGCUCUUCUUCGGAGGGUUAGCAGGCCUGGGUGCUUACCAGCUCUCUCAGGAUCCCAGGAAUGUUUGGGUUUUCCUAGCUACAUCUGGGACCUUGGCUGGAAUUAUGGGAAUGAGAUUCUACAACUCUAGAAAAUUUAUGCCUGCAGGCUUAAUUGCGGGUGCCAGUUUGCUGAUGUUUGCCAAACUUGGAGUUAGUGUCCUGACCAGACCCCAUCAAUCAUAG
Orycteropus afer afer is the source of this 348-nucleotide messenger RNA. RefSeq names its product transmembrane protein 14C. The coding region runs from base 1 to 348 and encodes 115 amino acids. The transcript has 5 exons. Gene Ontology annotation, biological process: regulation of heme biosynthetic process. Gene Ontology annotation, cellular component: mitochondrial membrane. Lineage: Eukaryota; Metazoa; Chordata; Mammalia; Tubulidentata; Orycteropodidae. The record is from RefSeq and is a predicted model, not a curated record.